Aspergillus ruber CBS 135680 is the source of this 630-nucleotide messenger RNA. Its product is annotated as single-stranded DNA-binding protein. NCBI's taxonomy places the organism in Eukaryota, Fungi, Ascomycota, Eurotiomycetes, Eurotiales, Aspergillaceae. Gene Ontology annotation, molecular function: single-stranded DNA binding. Gene Ontology annotation, biological process: mitochondrial DNA replication; positive regulation of helicase activity. Bases 55 to 513 code for a protein of 152 amino acids. The record is from RefSeq and is a predicted model, not a curated record. The transcript has 3 exons. Gene Ontology annotation, cellular component: mitochondrial nucleoid.
AUCCAUACCACCUCCACAUUCCAACUCCAAUCUUUAUCCCAGAAUAUAAUCACCAUGUCCGCCAUCAUGAACUCCCUUCGCCCCUCCCUCCGCGCCGCCUCCACCGCCGCGCGCUCCUUCAGCACUACCUCGCGCCGCGACCUCGCCCGCAUGAUCCUUACCGGUCGUCUGGGCACCGAGCCCGAGCUGCAGGCCACCGCCUCUGGCCGCGAGGUUAUCAGAUACGUUGUUGCUAGCGACUACGGCCGUACGCAGAGCCGCAAGACGGACUGGUUCCGUGUGGCUUCAUUCCCGGAUUCAGAGAGUCAGAAGAACUUUUUGCUUAACUUGCCUAAGGGCUCGCUUGUCUACGUCGAGGCCGAUACCAGUUUGCGUCAGUACGAGGAUGCCGAGGGCAAGAAGAACACACAGUUGUCUCUUGUGCAGCGCAACAUCGAUGUCCUCCGCCGCCCCUUCGUCAGAAGAGAGGAGGGCGAGAACUCUGAGGGCUCCGAGUCUGCCGAGAAUCAAUAAAUGAAUUAGGAAUUUAGAUAUACGGUGCCUUAUGGAGAUCUAAUUGUCGAUUAUGUCUUAACUUCAUUCUAUCUCCUUUGGUCCUUGUCCCCUGUACUAUUAUUACGAUGUUAGUCG